This is a messenger RNA of Rotaria sp. Silwood1, 564 nucleotides long. The record is from the annotation of a GenBank genome assembly. Lineage: Eukaryota; Metazoa; Rotifera; Eurotatoria; Philodinida; Philodinidae.
AUGACGAAAGAAGCAGAUAUUAAACGUCUUUUUGCCGAAGCAAAAAAGGUCUAUGGUAAACUCGAUAUUUUAGUAAACAAUGCGGGGAUCUAUGAGUUACGAUCAAUUGAAAAUGUAACAUCUGAGUUCUAUUAUAAACAUUUCGAUUUAAAUGUACUCGGUGUUAUCCUUUGCUGUAAAGAAGCUUUAAAAUAUUUUAAUCCUGCCACAAAUGGCACUAUCAUCAAUAUUGCUUCGACAGUGAGUACAUCACCGAUUGCAAACCAUUCUGUUUACAGUGCGAGCAAGGCAGCUGUCGAUGCGAUGACAAAAUCUCUAUCAAAGGAACUAGGACCACGCAAAAUACGGGUCAACUCUAUCAGUCCUGGCCUAACUGAAACGGAAGGAGUCCGUAUGUCCGAAAUUCUUGGAAGUAGUCUCCAUUUGGAACUAAUAACACGGACACCACUCGGUCGCAUUGCUCAGCCGGAUGAUAUCGCUCGUGUUGCUGUUUUCUUUGCAUCGGAUGAUUCUGCGUGGGUCACAGGUGAAUCGUUGAGAGUAUCAGGUGGCUCAAGUGUAUGA